AUGCAUCGUAUUUGUAAACAAAGAACAUCACCUCAUGAAGUGCAUGGUUUUGUUCAGACUUGGAACAAGAGGACUGGACCUAGUAGGUUGAAAGAGCCAUUCACAGAAACAGUGGAAAGGGAAAAGGAUAUUAAACUGGCUUUCAUGUUUAAAUCUGGAAAACCUUAUAUGAGAGGUUUUUCCCUAGACAUUAAUAUUAUAGAAUGUUUUAGACAUUAUGGAGAAAGACAAAAUUGCCUGGAUUUGACUUUCUGGAAAAAAACCUUGUUUAUUGGCAAACUAUCUCGCACACAUACUGAACGGUUGAAGAUCUUGCUGGACAUCAUUCAUCAGAACGAACAUCAGUAGCCCAUUAAAUCUGAUAAUUGGGGUGUCAUGGAGAGCAUGAAUACAUACACAGAGACUGACAAAACUCCAUCUUCCAAUGUAUGUAGUGCGCCAAGUUCUGAAACCUUUACUACAGAGGAAGGACGUGGAACAACUUUCCCCCAGCAGUUGUCGGGAAAAUCACCAAUACUUGCCAAACAAGGAUUACCAGAAAAGAAAGAUAGGAAGAGAAAAACAACACUGUCGUCCAGUCUGGAUACGGAUGAAGGCUUCCUGGAAGAAAAUGAGAGUGUGCCAAACAAGAAAUUCAAGAAAGAUCCCUUGAAAGAUCUAGAAAAGGAUGGAAGUUUGAGACAUGGACCUCCCCUCAGGACCGCCUCUCCUGGAAAUUCUCACCUGGAUGAGACUGUUCUUUCUCCUCAGAGUGUGUCUGACAACAGUCUGCUAUUGCCAUUGGAACCAGAACGUGCCCAGGACGACCCAAAACACGAUGAAGACCAAUUGUGCCUUGACUCUCACCCAGAGCAACUGGGCUUCCCCAAUUUGGGAAACACCUGUUACAUGAACUCAAUUUUACAGUCACUCUAUGCAAUUCCAUCAUUUGCUGAUGGCUUACUAGGACAAGGUAUUCCAUGGGAGAACAUUCCUCCUGACGUGCUUAUUAUGCCUUUAAGUAUGUUGCUUGCUUUGAAAGACAUUUGUAAUCUAGAGACUAGCCAAGACCUCCUCAAAGAUAUUAAAAAUGCUAUCUCAGCUGUUGCAGAAAUAUUCUCGGGCAACAUGCAGAAUGAUGCUCAUGAAUUCUUAUGUCAGUGUUUAGACCAGCUGAAAGAUGACAUUGGAAAAUUAAACAGCAUUUGGAAAACGAGGAGGGAGGCUGGAGAUGAAAAUUCACCUCCAGAGUUGUUUGCUGGGAAUGCUGCCACCAAAGCGUUUGUUUGUCCAGUUGCUGCCAAUUUUGAAUUUGAAUUGCACGACUAUGUUGUUUGCAAAGGCUGUGGUCAAGUUGUUGUCGUGAUAGAGCCUGGUAAUUGUAUCUCCGUCAACCUACACCCAAAACCAAAAGCAUCUCCUUUGUCUAUUCAAAAUUGUUUGGAUCUUUUCUUUAAAACGGAAGAAUGUGAGCGCCACUGUGAAAUGUGUGACCACAAGAAGGCUGUGGUGAUGCAUAAAUUUGGCAGGCUACCCAGAGUCUUCAUUGUUCAUCUGAAACGCUACAGUUUGAGUGACACUUACGUGCCAAUGAAGGAUGACCAACAAGUUAUUAUUCCCAGAUAUUUGAGUUUAUCCUCUAAUUGCAACGAAGACACCAAACCACCACUUCCCUUGGAUUGUAAUGCACCUGUGUUGGACCCCGAAGUACUGAACCUCACUCAAGAGGUUAUUUCUGAGAGAGUCAGCCCAUGCACAUCAUCUGUGAAGUUGACCUCGCAAUCCAGUGACUCUUCAGUUCUACAUGUUGGACCAGCCGAAGAUGCUGAGCAAAACACACCUCAGAGAAUUUGGCCAGCGAGGCCAAAGGAGCAGCAGCAGAGAGACCUAGCAAGUGGCUCGAAUCUGGAGUCCAAACUGGGGAACGCAAGAGAUAGGGAAGUCAGAGAAAUGGAGAUGCUAGCAGCUGCCUCAGUAAUGGAUCAGGGAGACAUCUCUCUUCUUAUGAUCUGUGAAGACGCAAGUAAUCCUAUCAACAACCCAGACACAGGACUUGAACUUUAUUGUCAAGAGGAGCCUGAAGAUCCAGAACCUAAGGACAAUGAGAAAACCAGUACAUUGGUAGAGCUAGAUUUUUAUCAUGUUAGCGAGUCUUCAAAAGAUCUUUGUGACUAUGAAAAACACAAGAUUGCAGAAGGAUCGCAAGGCAUGGUUGAGCAGCUGCACGAAUCUGUUACCAAAGACAUCGUGGGCAUGGAGAAAACCAUAGCUAAAGUCAAGGAACCAAAAGGAAGCAUGGAAACGGGAGAUCCUCUUCAUUCUUACCGACUGAUUAGCGUCAUCAGCCACAUAGGGAACUCCCCGUGUGCAGGCCAUUACAUCAGCGACGUGUAUGACUUUCAGAAGCAGGCCUGGUUCACGUAUAGUGAUCUGUGGGUGGCAGAAAUCCCAGAGGCCAUGGUGCAGGAGGCGAGGCUUCACAGUGGGUACAUCUUUUUUUACAUGCACAAUGACAUUUUUGAGGCACUUGUGAGCAAGGCGGAGAAGUCCCAGCUAACCAGCCAGCAGGAAGAGCUGUUCCUUCCAGGAGAAUAA
This is a messenger RNA of Lepus europaeus (European hare), 2574 nucleotides long. RefSeq names its product ubiquitin specific peptidase 29 (gene USP29). Gene Ontology annotation, cellular component: cytosol; nucleus. Lineage: Eukaryota; Metazoa; Chordata; Mammalia; Lagomorpha; Leporidae. Gene Ontology annotation, biological process: G1/S transition of mitotic cell cycle; protein deubiquitination. The record is from RefSeq and is a predicted model, not a curated record. Gene Ontology annotation, molecular function: cysteine-type deubiquitinase activity; cysteine-type endopeptidase activity.